This is a messenger RNA of Macrosiphum euphorbiae (potato aphid), 291 nucleotides long. The record is from the annotation of a GenBank genome assembly. Lineage: Eukaryota; Metazoa; Arthropoda; Insecta; Hemiptera; Aphididae.
AUGUUGACGGGACAUGGCUGCUUCCAGGCCAAACUAUAUAGCUUCACACGUGCAGAAUCCCCACAUUGCUUAUCCUGUGGAGAUAAUAUUGACGAUGCGGAACACACGUUCUUUAAAUGUGGCCGGUGGGCAAGGAAGCUUGCAGAUCUGGAAGCCACGGUUGACCAAGUCGUUACACCAGAAACGAUAAUUCCCAUCAUGCUACACAGUAAGAGAAACUGGGAAGCGGUGGAAAGGUACGUAACUUUAUACCUGAGGACCAAGGAAGAAGAGGAACGGCUGAGGAGAUAG